UAGGGUCCGUGGUGAGGGGAGGUCGGACAGACGCGUUAACUUCCGCGAGAAAGAAGGAUUCACCAAUCCACGAUUGCGCAAAGAUCGCUUCGGGUUGCAGACGGGAUGCACCCGUCGGGGCGCCAUCCACCCGUCGGCGUCGCGAAAUCUUCUUUCGCGCGAAAGAUGCAACCCAAACCCGGAUGGGGGAUCCAAGAUUUUACCUAUACGGGGUACGUAAUGGACAGGGCGUGAGGGAAUUCGGCAGACAUUUUGGUUUGAGAGAGAGAAGUUAAACGGUUGGGCGGACUUGCAGACGGAAUCGGCGGUUUUUCUGCGGGAGAGGAGCGAGAGGAGAGAGAAAGAGGGGAGGGAGAGGAGGAUUUGGUGGGGCACAGGAUUGGGACUACUCGCAAUUGUUUUGAUAAGUUCUUUCAAAAAUUCAGUUUUCUUUCUGCAAUACAGAGGAGAUUUGCUUGAUUCCUCGGACAGGUGGGAUCGGAUGGAUUCUUGGACGAGAAAUGGCGUCCACCCUUGUGUCGUGACAGCUGGGAUCGAUCAUCUCCACCUUAUCAUCAUCAUCCUUCGUCGGUGGUGUUGACAAAAAGAGGGACUGAGAUCGCGCAUCCUUUUGGCAUCUUCGCAAGCCAUCAACAGAUCGCAUCAUCUGACAAUAUAGAGGGAGAGAUAGAUUGAUAGGGAGGGACGGUGCGUUGUUUCCUCCGACUUCGAACCUCUUCCUACCUGAUGGGGCACUGGCAGCCCUGGUUCCCUCCCCGCUGAUGCUAUGGUUGGACCCCGGUCAUGGUUUUCGGGACUCUUUUACCGCUCUAGUAAUAAACGUCAAAGUAGUGGCGAAAAAGAUUUUACUCUAACCUUUGUUCAGGAACAACGACUGCUAAAGCUCAAGGAACGGUUAAAUGUACCCUUUGAUGAGACUCGACCCGACCAUCAAGUAUAUAUCUUCUACCUCAUCCAGGAAGCUCUUAGAGCACUUUGGCAUGCUUCCUUCCCAGAAACAGAAAUCACAGGCUUGAUCUCAGAGCAAUGGAAGGAUAUGGGUUGGCAAGGUCCAAACCCAUCAACCGACUUCAGGGGCUGUGGAUUUGUUUCACUUGAGAAUCUAUUAUUUUAUGCCAGGACCUAUCCGGCUUCUUUUCAAAGGUUACUAUUCAAGCAAGAUGGAAUGCGAGCCACAUGGGAAUACCCCUUUGCUGUUGCCGGUGUUAAUGUUUCAUUCAUGUUGAUUCAGAUGCUGGAAUUGCAGUCAGAAAGACCCAAAUCUCUGCCAGGAAUCAACUUCAUAAAAAUUCUAUCAGAAGAUGAAGAAGCAUUUGAUGUUUUAUAUUGUAUAGCAUUUGAGAUGGUGGAUGCUCAGUGGCUUGCUAUGCGUGCUUCCUACAUGCAGUUUAAAGAGGUUUUGGAAGCAACAAAGAUCCAACUAGAGAGGGAACUCUCUUUGGAAGACAUCCAUCGAAUUCAAGAUCUACCAGCUUACAACCUUCUGUACAAAUAGGUUCACCACAAUCUAAUUUUAAAAGGCUGUCUUGUAAACAAUCCUCUGGAGCAAUAUCUAUCAAAUCCUCUUCAGUUCUCAAUCUUCUAAAGCUCAUUUAUCAUGUGGAAAACAUGCCGCAUGCCUAGAGAUCAAUGUUUGGUCCGUUGUUUGGCCCAUACAGGAAGUUAGGCCGACCUGUUGCAUGGCGCUUCACUGUUCCUGGUUGACUACCUACAAGAGACUACCUGCGGACUGUGGAUCUCACUGUCCCUUUGGGGCGAAGCAACUCUGAGCUCAUGCGGGAUCUCGCUUCAACUCCAUUUUGGGCCAGCCAAAUACUCAAAACGUGCUCCUCUUCGGCUGAAGUGAAGCGGAUGCCCAGUUUCGGUCAUCCAAACGGCCCCUCAGUCUCUUUUUUUUAAAUUAUUUUUUGAUUAUUAUUUUGCGCCUCUAUUUUACCAAGAAAAUGUAUCUAUGCAUAUGAAAUCAAGAAAAUUAGGAAAAGAAAAGCACUGAGGGCGAUGUUGGUGUUUGUCUUCUGGUC
Molecule: messenger RNA, 2021 nt
Organism: Phoenix dactylifera (date palm)
Lineage: Eukaryota; Viridiplantae; Streptophyta; Magnoliopsida; Arecales; Arecaceae
Product: ELMO/CED-12 family protein
Source: RefSeq, a predicted model, not a curated record